This is a messenger RNA of Arabidopsis thaliana (thale cress), 2193 nucleotides long. RefSeq names its product Proline-rich spliceosome-associated (PSP) family protein / zinc knuckle (CCHC-type) family protein. Lineage: Eukaryota; Viridiplantae; Streptophyta; Magnoliopsida; Brassicales; Brassicaceae. Gene Ontology annotation, cellular component: nucleoplasm. The coding region runs from base 904 to 2193 and encodes 429 amino acids. The record is from RefSeq and is marked reviewed. Gene Ontology annotation, molecular function: zinc ion binding; nucleic acid binding. The transcript has 8 exons.
GUCUCUUCUAACACUUAAGUCUUAGGCGGAUGAAUAAAACAGUCUCUUCCUUUUGAAUCUCACAGAUCUAUCUACUAUCGCCAUUCUUGCUUCUUCCCUCCUCCAUUGACUAAGGGUGUUUUUUAUGGGUGGUUUGUGAAAUUGUUUUGAGGAUAUAAAGAUUUCAAUUUUGUUUGAAAAUGGAAACUGAGGAUGUGCUUGACAUACCAGCUUCAAGCAAUUUUGGCUCUGAAGUAAAGAAAAAUAGCCUUGAAUCUGGGAAUGGGUCACCUGAGGCUAAUUCUUUAGUUGGUAAUGAUGAGAAUGUGAAAGGAAAUUUAGAUUUGGAUUUAACAGAAGAGAAUUUGAGAAUUGUCGGUGGCCAAGAGUCUGGGGAAAUACUAACAGAGCAGGUUAGUGAUGUGUUCAAUGCGAGUGUGGAAAGUGUGGCGGUAGAUGAGAAAUUGGGUAUCCAAAAGGAGACACUAGUUCACAGCACCACUUUGGAUGUUAGUUGUAUCCUUUCUUUUGCUCUACUAUAUUGAAGGUUGCUUGCUUUCCCUGACCUUUUUUUUGUGAUAACUGAUAAGACAUGGCACUUGAUCUGUUUCUGUAAUUAUUUGCUGCUCAGACUUGAUGUCUAUCAUUAUGUUAUCUUCUGAUACGAGACUAUGGUUAGGUUGAUUAGGUCACGGUUAGGACGGUUUAAUUAAUUAGUUUUGGUGUUAUGAGUUUCUUUCAAUCAUGGGUUUUGGAAGUCUUACUUUUAGCAUUAGGUUUGAUGUUACUUUUUACACAAUGUAUUGUGGCCUAAUUCUCUAAGAGAGAGUUGGGUUGAAGGGAAGCUUUUGCUUAAAUCAUUCUUAUCUUUUACGUUUAUAUAAGGUUCAUAUCAUCUUCUUCUGUUUUUUUCCGUAAUUCCUUAUGUCAGCUAAAGCGGGUGUUAAAAGACCCCGAACAUCGUAUGACGAACAGCAGCCUACAGUCCAUGUUACUUAUAAGCACUUAACGAGAGCUAGUAAGCAGAAGCUGGAAAGUUUAUUACAGAAAUGGUCAGAAUGGGAGGCUGAAAAUACGUCCUUGGCUCAGGAUCAAGAACAACUAUUCGAAUCUGGUGAAGAGACAUGUUUCCCCGCCAUACGUGUUGGAUUGCAGAAGACUUCGUCUGUGUCAUUCUGGAUCGACAACCAAACUGGUCAUAAGCCGUUGGAAGAUUUUGUUCUAGUGGAAAGUAGCACCACUCCUCUUUAUGACCGUAAAUUUGCUAUAGGUUUAAAUUCAGCAGAUGGCUCAAGAAACGUGGAAGGGGGAUUGGAGAUUAUUGAUGAUGAUCCUCCACGUUGCUUCAAUUGUGGUGGCUAUAGUCAUUCUCUAAGAGAAUGUCCAAGGCCUUUUGAUCGAUCAGCGGUUAAUAGUGCUCGGAAGCUUCAGAAAUCUAAACGAAAUCAGAAUAGUAGUGGGCCCCGUCUACCAUCAAGAUAUUAUCAAAAAACUCAAACUGGAAAGUAUGAUGGCUUGAAACCCGGCACACUUGAUGCAGAGACUCGUCAGCUUCUGAAUCUGGGGGAACUAGACCCUCCUCCGUGGCUAAACAGAAUGCGAGAAAUUGGGUACCCACCAGGAUACUUAGCUCCAGAAGAUGAUCAUUUGUCUGGAAUAACUAUAUUCGGAGAAGAGGUGGAGACUCGGGAGGAGAUAGAGAGUGAGGAUGGGGAAAUUUUGGAAAAAGCAAACCAUCCUCCAGAGCCACAAAUGAAAAAGACCGUCGAGUUUCCGGGAAUUAACGCUCCCUUCCCAGAAAACGCAGAUGAGUGGCUUUGGGAAGCUGCACCUUCACAUAGGAACAGCAGCAGAAGCGGCCGAUGGCAACAACAAAAAACAAGCAGAGGACAUGAUUACAGAGACGAUGGUCCGCUCGGCGUUGAACCAUCAAGUUAUCCUCCAAGGUAUGGCAGUAGAUAUGAUUACGGGUAUGGUUCAAACGAAUAUGGUUCUAGGUCAAGAAGUCCAGGCAUAGAUAGAUCUUUAUCCGAAAGAAGUAAGAGGGAUUAUUCUUCUUACGAUGCUGACUUCCGGGAGAGAGAUAGAGAUAGAGACAGGAACAGGGAUAGGGAUAGAGACAGAGACUGGGAUAGGGACAGGGACAGAGACUGCGAUAGAGACAGGGACAGGGACGAUCGUGAUUGGUCUUAUAGAUUAAGCAGCAGGAGAUAA